This is a messenger RNA of Symbiodinium natans, 432 nucleotides long. NCBI's taxonomy places the organism in Eukaryota, Dinophyceae, Suessiales, Symbiodiniaceae. The record is from the annotation of a GenBank genome assembly.
AUGGAGCAGCCCUUGUGCAUUGUCAAGCGCUUCCAGAAGAAGCCUGCAUUACAGGUGGCAUCUGAUCCUGAUGCGUCCGUCUCUAGUUUCUGUGAGGGCCCUCACACACCAUUACGCGACCAGCCCAUCUUGACAACUGUAGACACGCUGGAUUUUGAGAACAUUUUGUUCAGCUCAGAUGCUGGAGAUGGGCAGGCUGUGGAUGCAUGGUCACCGGAGGUCAAUGCAGCCUUCCCGCCUACGCCACCGAGGCUGCACACUGCAUUGCAAGAUUCUUUGGACUCGGGCAGCUCUGGCUCCUGGAAUUUGGUACGAGGUUGCCACAAGAAGGACCUUGAAUCGGCAACCGGCAAAGGGGGCCACGAAUCCAAAAUCGCGCCCCAAGUGUGUGGCGCCGCCGACAAAGAGGCCGAGCAGCUUACAUUCUCGUGA